Cetraspora pellucida is the source of this 308-nucleotide messenger RNA. The record is from the annotation of a GenBank genome assembly. Lineage: Eukaryota; Fungi; Glomeromycota; Glomeromycetes; Diversisporales; Gigasporaceae.
AAAUUUUACCUUUUGAUGACUCAGAAUCUAUACUUUCUGAUAGUACAGUGACUGAUGAUGAAAAGAUCAAUGCAUAUGAAUAUCUUUCAAUAGAAAAUAUGUCUCAUUCUAUUGAUAUUACAAAUGAAGAAAUUGUAAUUAAUAUUAUUAAAAAUAAGUUAGAUAAAGAAAUUGAAUCUGAACCAAAAUUGAUAUCAAGUUCAACAAAAGAAAUUUAUAAUAUUCAAAAUAUUGUUCAAUUUGUUAAAUAUAAACAAACUGAUCUUGAAUUAGAUAACAAACAUUUAAAAACAUUAUAUGAAAUUUAG